Ruditapes philippinarum (Manila clam) is the source of this 4841-nucleotide messenger RNA. RefSeq names its product FYN-binding protein 1-like. The record is from RefSeq and is a predicted model, not a curated record. Lineage: Eukaryota; Metazoa; Mollusca; Bivalvia; Venerida; Veneridae. The transcript has 16 exons. Bases 752 to 2755 code for a protein of 667 amino acids.
UUGAUGGAAAGAAAUUUGUCUGAAAAAGUGGUUGCAUGUGAUAUAAAUUGAAUGAAAAUAAUCACAAACUUAAUAUAUCAAUCAUACCAGAAAAAAGAAGAUAUUUUGGAGAAUGAAUAAAUUUAUGAAUUUAACUGGGCUGUCUGCUCUUCUUAAUUUCAAGUGCAUGUAUCCGUUUAAACAAGUAUUUUGGUUUACAAACUUUACAUGUACAAUGACUCCUUUGUAAUUUUGUUUAACAUGUUGUUACUUAUCAGGAAGGAAUUAUAUACUAAGUAAGGUUAUAUGAAAGACAGUUGUUACUUCGGACAUUAUAGGGAUGGUACUGUUACAAAAUUAUGAUACAGAUUUUGAAAUUAUAAAUGAAAAUAUUUUUAUUUUUUGCAAACUACAUAAGUUAAUGGCUUUGACAGACUUUUGUAAAAUAUCAAAACAUUUACAAGUAAAUGAUACAUCAAGUUGUUAAUGGUGUUAACACUCGUUUUGUAUUUCACUUUCAUUUUUGAUGGGUAUUAAAGUACAAUCCAUUCCAGGUUUUAGUUAAUGCCACCAUUAUAUGCCACUUUGAUGUACAUUCAAUGUGUCUAGGUGAGAUAAAGUGCAUUUAACUAGAAUUGAUAAUCUUCUAUACAUGUAGCUAUACAUGUAGAUAUCUUAACACUUAAUGUUAAAUUUAUCAAUCAAAUUUGGUUUUUAGAUUAAGCAGGGGGACGAAGAUAUAUAUGAUGAUACUGGGGAUACUGGAGAAGAAAUGAAUGAACCAAGUGGUUUAAGUGCCAUCAAAGCCCGCUUUGAGGGGGCGCAGAGCAAGUUUGAAACUCCUCCUCUACGACCAAAACCAAAUGUAACUUCUAAGCCAAAAGUGCUUCCAAAAUAUGGAGGUGGGCCAGGCCUUAAUGUUUGUGCAGCAGGGGAUAAAAAGGAUGGAAAUGUUGAAAAUGCAUUUAAACCUAAGAGUGCAAUAAACACUGUGGAUGACAAUUCUCAGGAUAAACCUUCUGAAGCAAGCUUUAAUGGACCAGGAAAGAAGAGGGACAGUAAAGUAAACAUUCCAGAGGCCUUUCGGCAAAAAUUAGAAAAUGCUUCAGUAGAAGUUAAACCUAAAACAGCUAUUAAGCCACCCAAGUGGGGGAGUGAUUCAAAUAAUAAUGCGAAAAUAAAUGGCAUUUCUCCAAGUAAAAACAAAGAGGCUUUAGAAAAUGCAUUAUCUCAAAAGUUUGGUGCACUUAACAGUGUAAAACCAGUCAAACCCCCACAAUCUCCUACUGGAAAAGUAUCACCGAGGGAGAAUACAACUGAUUCAAGCAUUCCAAAGACUCAGUCAGAUUCACCAAAACCAAAUUCUCCAAGGGGUGUUGGAUCUGGAGCAGAUGUGUUAGCUAAGGUAGCAGCAUUAACAAGUGAUUCAAAUGUUGAUUUUAAAGCAAAACUAAAACAUGUAGAACUUAAAAAGACUAGCCCAGCUUCUGUAGCAGUGAAGCCUAUCAUUCCAAUAGGCCCUGCAGAUGGUUCUAAUGCUGUUCAAUGGCGAAACAGAUUGAAAAGUGCCAAAAAUCGAGAAAACGUUAAAUCAGUUAGAACUGUGAUACGAGUUAUAGAUGGGAAAAGGUUUCUUAAAAAUACUGAAAGUUGUCUAGGUGAUGAUUCUCCCCCUGAAAAACCAGCUAAACUAGAUUGUGAUAUAGAUGUUAAUGCCCUUGAACAGGACUAUAAAGAUGCACUAGAAAAUAUAGUUACCACAGAGAAGGAACAGCAUGGAUGGACAGAGGUGGAGGAGACUUAUGAUGAUUGUGGGAAUCUACAAUCUACACGUGCAGUUUCUCUCAUGGGCAACCGCCCCAAACCUAAGCCACGCAAAAGUAAAAAAGUGCCUUUAAUUGAGCCUAUGACCGAGGAUGAGGAGCUGAGUGAGGCACAAUGGAAUGAGGCUGGUUUUAACGGUGUCUCUGAUUCUACAGCUGAUCUUCCUGCCCCACCUCCAGGAGACCAACCUAAGGAGUUGUUAGAUGAUCAAGAAACUUAUGAUGAUGUUGGUGUAGAAGAAGCGGUACCUGAGGAUGAAGUUUUAGUUGAGGAUGAAAUGUACGAAGAAUUACCCGAGGAGCCUCUACCAGAGUCUAGCCUAGAUGUGCCCCCACCAGUCGGUCCUAAACCACCUGAGCCACCAUCAACUCCACUACCUAAAGCUCCCACAGUAGAAAGAUCUGAGAGUGAAAAUGAGAAGACUAAUCAACAAAUCGUAGAUGCCAAGGAACAGAAGAGAUUGGAAAAGGAGAGGAAAAAGAAAGAAAAAGAAGAGAAGGAAAUGCUGAAAAACAAGGAGAAAGAGUUGAAGAAAUUACUGAAAGUACUAGGUCAUAAGGUCACAGCUGAACUUCUCACAACAUCAGUUGGGAAAGGGAAAGUCAAAAGUAAUGCGAAAGGAAAGGAGAAAACUGGCGAGCUAGCUUUAACAGAGGGAGACGAAGUAGAUAUAAUACGUAUGAUUGAUAAUCCAUCUGGAAAAUGGCUUGUGCGUGUCCUGAGCUCUCAGAAAGGCUUGGAACAUGCACCUAAAAGUCCUCUGGAAUUGAUUGGUUAUUGUGACGAGAAGAACAUCGAGGUAGACACCAGUGAUAUACUCAAUUUUAUGAAAAGUGCUGAACACAAACCAAGCACGCCUGCAGUACCAGAAGCAGAGGAACAAGAUACGUACGAGUUUGUGGAAGGAGAGGAUGAUCUUGCACAGGAUGAAAUCUAUGAAGAAUGUAAUUGACAUAUUCCUGUUCACGUUCCUACACCGAUGUGUUCUGAUAGCUUUAUAGUUCAAGUCUUCAUAGUCUUCAGAGAGGAAAACAUCAAAGAUGUUUAUAUAUUGCUUUAUAUUGAUAAUGCAUGAUGUAUGAAAGGAGUUUAUGAAAUCUGUAUUAACCCUGAACAUGCUGAAUAUUUUAAAUGGACUUGUCCCACUUCCAUUUUGAGACUGUCCAUUAUCAAUUUUAGAAAUAUCAGUUUGAAUAUUUAAAGUUUGUUAGCUGACAGUAUAGAGCCUGGUCAGACUACACGGGCGUGCAGGCUUGCCUGGCUCUAUACUGGUGGUAAAGGCUUAACGCUUUAGGUUCCAAUGACUCUCUAUUAAUAUGCAAUAAUAUGUUAGUGUGUAGAAGAAAUUGGAUAUCAUAAUACCAGAAAACUGUAAAAGAUAAAAAAAGAAGAACAUUUACAAGAAAUAUACCAUUUUGGUAUGAUUUUGGUAAUUUUAAUAUAAAAAUAGUUACAAAACAAAGAAGUGAAAUUGAGAUGUAAAAGUGAGCUAAGCAUAAGUUUAUUAUAUAUAUUGUCAUCUUAGUGCAAUAGCUGGUUAACUUCUAUGAAAUCAUGAAGACUUUAACCUGUUAUUGCACAAAGAUGAUGAAUUAUGUCAAUUUUGACCUUUUCUUUCUUGAACCUUCUUUACAUCAUAAUGAAUUACAACUGUAAUACAUUAAGAAUUGUUAUACUACACAUGUACUAAUUGACUGGUGUCAUCCUAUCUUAUAAACUCCUGUCUGAAGUCUCUUAUUAACCUACCUCCUUACUAGAGAGAAAAUAUUCUUGUCAUUGAUUAAUGUAUCAAGUUGGUACAGUGAUUUUUGAUUUCAACGUGUGAAGUUGUCUGGAACAACUUUCUAUUUAUUUUCUGUGUUUGUGUAAUAUUUCCAUAUUAUUAACAGUGAAAAAUUAUUCUAACUUGUGUAAGUUUGUAUAAUACAGUUCUUUCUCCAGGAACUUAUUAUGAUUAAAAGUUCAAUGAAACAAUUGUUUAAUGUACAUGUACUUUGAAAAAAUUGUUCUUCUUCUGACAAACCUACCUAAGUGUGACGCAUAUGACUUGAUCUGAUUAAUGAACAAAAACUAUUCUGUUGUAUUAUAUUCAUGUAGUUAACAAGUGUAAUUCAUUUGUCUACCUGUCUCCUGUCAUCAAAAUGCUGAACCCUAUACAAAAUAGAUCAGUUUUUUUUCUCAUAGUAUAUGAUAUAAUUAAUCUAUACAUGUAUGAUUUGUUGUUCAUAUGAAAUAAUUUUUACAAUUGUAAAUAAGGUUAACCAUUAAUUACCCUGUCAAGUAGAAUGGACCUAUCCAAGUAAGAAUUUAGAACUACAUGUAGGUCAUAGGUCAUCUUGGUUUAUUUUUACUUUAUUUGAAAAUACAAAUGUAUCAUCUUGACAGAACACAUGGUAUUCAAGAAAUUCAAUUGUUUUUUGGACAAAUUCCCAGUGUUUUUUGCAUUUAUGUAGGAAACAUUUUACACAAUUCUUUAUAAAUGUAGAUCUUGAAAUGAAUGCUAACCAUUUGAUUGGUUUUACAGAUUUUGUAUUCAAACUUAUCAGCUUUUGAGUAUUUGUAAAAAUUUGUUAGUAAGACUGUCCAUUAGUCUGUAUAAGAAUAUACAUGUGGUCACAGACAUCUAAACCUCUCAUCAUGAAGAUAAUAGGUACCAGUAUAAUUGAUGAAAAAUGACAAAAGUUGGCCAUAUCUACACAGUUAUACUGUUAAUUGAUUGAAUAUGUUGAUUGAAUGAUUUGAUUAAUUUAGAUUGAAUACAUUGAAAUUAUUGCAUAAUUUCCGUCUUGCUCAUUACAAUAUUUUUUCUUAUACAUACAUUUACAUUUAACUUAAUUUUGAAAGAAGAACACCUUUCUGAACAAACUAGCUCCUUGUUUAUUUUAUUUGGAAGUAUUUUAUAAACCUGCAUAAUCAAAAUGCUCAAAAAUGUCUUUUGUACAAAAGUGUUAAACCAUUGUAUGAACUAAAAAGGAAAAAUUUGGUCGUGUUGAACUUUUGUUUGCUGUGAAGUAAUGAAACUGAAAAUGUUUAAGUAU